Molecule: messenger RNA, 4632 nt
Organism: Oryctolagus cuniculus (rabbit)
Lineage: Eukaryota; Metazoa; Chordata; Mammalia; Lagomorpha; Leporidae
Gene: PDE3B
Product: phosphodiesterase 3B
Biological process (GO): signal transduction
Molecular function (GO): 3',5'-cyclic-nucleotide phosphodiesterase activity
Source: RefSeq, a predicted model, not a curated record
UGGGGCCGUGAGGUUAACUGUUGCAGCCAACGGGAGCUGGGAGGCGACACCGAGUCUUCAGUCCCCAGAGUUGCCCGAGGGAAAAGGAGACGGCAGCCGACGCGGUCCCGGAGAGAAGCCCCUUCCGCCGCUCUCCUGAGCCAGCAUGUCGCGGACUCUGUCGCUCCUCGGCCCGCGCGGCGGAGACCCCGGGCCGCGGCGACGGGCGCAGCUCUGACGCGCUACGAGCCGGGGGGCGCCCAGAACUCGGUGGCGGGGGUCCGGGAGCGCGAGCGGCUGUCUGCAGUCCGAGCUGGGCGUGCUGAGCCCCGCGGCCACCCCUGGCCAUGAGGGGAGAGGAGCGAGACGCCAAAGCCAUGCGGUACCCGCAGCCGCCGGACGGGGCCGGCUCGCCCCCCGGGAGUCUGAGGAACGGCUACGUGAAGAGCUGCGUGAGCCCCUUGCGGCAGGACCCUCCGCGCGGCUUCUUCUUCCACCUCUGCCGCUUCUGCAACGUGGAGCUGCCGCCGCCGGCGCCGGCCUCUCCCCAGCGGCCUCUCCCCAGCGGCUCCCGCUCCCGCUUCUCCCGGGCGCGCCUCUCGCUGGGCGCCCUGGCCGCCUUUGUCCUCGCUGGGCUGCUCGGCGCGGGGCCCGAGAGCUGGGUUACCGGGGCCGCCCAGCUGCGGACGCUGCUGAGCGUGUGCUCGCAUAGCCUCAGCCCCCUCUUCAGCAUCGCCUGUGCCUUCUUCUUCCUCACCUGCUUCCUGACUCGGACCCAGCGGGGCCCCGACCUGGGCCCAGGCGGCGGCUCCUGGUGGGUGCUGGCGCUGCCCGCCUGCUGUUACCUGGGGGACCUCUUGGGGUGGCCGUGGUGGUCCUGGCCGUGGGGGGCCGAGACCCCCGGCCCGCACGCGCCCCCAGCGGUGGCGGGCAGGUUGGUGUUGGUGCUGAGCUGUGUGGGUUUGCUGACGCUCGCGCAGCCUGCGAGGCUCCGCCACAGCAUCCCGGCGCUGCUGCUCUUCGCCAGCUGCGUCUGGUGGGUCUCCGUCACCAGCCUGGGCUCGCUGCCUUCGGUCCUUCGGCCGCUGCUCUCUUGCCUGGUCGGGAGCGCAGGCUGUCUGCUGGCCCUGGGGUUGGAUCACUUCUUUCAGAUCAGGGAAGCGCCUCUCCAUCCUCGGCUGGCCAGCGCCGUGGACGAAAAAGUGCCUGUGAUACGACCCCGGCGGAGGUCCAGCUGCGUUUCGCUGGGAGAGAGCGGCGCCAGUUACUAUGGCAGUGGCAAGAUGUUCCGCCGACCGUCGUUGCCUUGUAUUUCCAGAGAGCAGAUGAUUCUUUGGGAUUGGGACUUAAAGCAGUGGUGUAAACCUCAUUAUCAGAAUUCUGGAGGAGGAAAUGGAGUUGAUCUUUCAGUGCUGAAUGAGGCUCGCAAUAUGGUGUCAGAUCUUCUAAUUGAUCCAAGCCUUCCCCCACAAGUCAUUUCUUCCUUACGGAGCAUCAGUAGCUUGAUGGGUGCUUUCUCAGGUUCCUGUAGGCCAAAGAUUAAUCCUCUCACACCAUUUCCUGGAUUUUACCCCUGCUCAGAAAUAGAGGACCCAGCUGAGAAAGGAGAUCGAAAACUUCACAAGGGAUUGAAUAAUAGGAACAGUUUACCAACUCCACAGCUGAGGAGGAGCUCAGGAACUUCAGGACUGCAACCUAUUGAUCAGUCUUCAAGGUGGGAACGCAAUAAUGGCAGAAGGCCUAACCAGGAAUUUGGCACUUCAAGUCAAGGAUGCUUUGUAAAUGGACCUUUCAGUUCAAAUCUUCUUACCAUCCCAAAGCAAAGGUCAUCUUCUGUGUCACUGACUCACCAUGUAGGUUUGAGAAGAACUGGUGCCUUAGCCAACUUGAACCCUGUGCAUAUUCCCAGCCAUGGACCAGUGUCUGCUGCCUCUCCAACUAAUCAGUCACCCAUAGGGUGUCCUGAUAUUGCUGAUUUUCUUACUAAGCCAGGUGUUACUUUACACAGAUCUAUGAGCAGUGCACCCAAUACACCAGAUUUUUAUCAGCAUCUUAGAAAUUCUGAUAGCAAUCUGUGCAACAGCUGUGGGCAUCAAAUACUGAAAUAUGUUUCAACAUCCGAAUCAGAUGGUACAGAUUGCCACAGUGGAAAAUCAGGUGAAGAAGAUACUACCAUUUUAUUAAAAGAAUCAUUCAACUUUAUGGAAACUCAACAGGAAGAGGAAACAGAGAAGAGAGACUACAGAAAAUUAUUUUUGGAAGGUGAUCAUCAUCUAACAGAAGACAAACAGAAUGAACAGCAGCUGAAUAUUGAACAGGAACUGUCACAGGAGCAGAUUUUAUUGGAAGAUUAUGAGUCAUUAAUAGAAAAGAUGAGCAACUGGAAUUUUCAAAUUUUUGAACUUGUAGAAAAGAUGGGAGAGAAAUCAGGAAGGAUUCUCAGUCAGGUCAUAUACACCUUAUUUCAAGACACUGGCUUAUUGGAAAUAUUUAAAAUUCCCACUCAACAAUUCAUGAACUAUUUUCGUGCAUUAGAAAAUGGCUAUCGAGAUAUUCCUUAUCAUAAUCGUAUACAUGCCACAGAUGUCCUACAUGCAGUUUGGUAUUUGACAACACGGCCAAUACCUGGCUUACAACAGAUUCACAAUGAUUGUGGAACAUGGAAUGAAACAGAUUCUGAUGGUAGAAUUAACCCUGGGCGAACUGCUUACAUUUCAUCGAAGAGCUGCUCUAUUCCAGAUGAAAGCUAUGGCUGCUUGUCUUCAAACAUUCCUGCAUUAGAACUGAUGGCUUUGUACGUGGCAGCUGCCAUGCAUGAUUACGAUCACCCAGGGCGGACAAAUGCAUUUCUGGUGGCAACAAAUGCCCCUCAGGCAGUUCUGUACAAUGACAGAUCUGUUCUGGAAAAUCAUCAUGCUGCAUCAGCUUGGAAUCUAUAUCUUUCUCGUCCAGAAUACAACUUCCUUCUUAAUCUUGAUCACGUGGAAUUCAAACGUUUUCGUUUUUUAGUUAUUGAGGCAAUUCUUGCCACAGAUCUUAAAAAACAUUUUGAUUUCCUUGCUGAAUUUAAUGCCAAGGCCAAUGAUGUAAAUAGUAAUGGUAUAGAAUGGAAUAGUGAAAAUGAUCGCCUCUUAGUAUGCCAGGUGUGCAUCAAACUGGCAGAUAUAAAUGGCCCAGCUAAAGUUCGGGACUUGCAUUUGAAAUGGACCGAAGGCAUUGUCAAUGAAUUUUAUGAGCAGGGAGAUGAAGAAGCAAAUCUUGGUCUGCCUAUCAGUCCUUUCAUGGAUCGUUCCUCUCCUCAACUAGCAAAACUUCAGGAAUCUUUUAUCACCCACAUAGUGGGUCCCCUGUGUAACUCCUAUGAUGCUGCUGGUUUGCUACCUGGUCAGUGGAUAGAAACAGAAGAUGAUGAUACUGAAAGUGGUGACGAUGAAGAUGGUGAAGAAUUAGAAACUGAUGAUGAAGAAAUGGAAGACAAUCUGAAUCCUAACCCACAAAGGAAAGGCAGGCGGCGAGUAUUUUGUCAGCUAAUGCAUAACCUCACUGAAAACCACAAGAUAUGGAAGGGGAUCAUUGAAGAAGAAGAAAAAUGUAAAGCUGAUGGUAAUAAACUGCAGGUGGAGAAUACUUCCUUACCUCAAGCAGAUGAGAUUCAGGUCAUUGAAGAAGCAGAUGAAGAGGAAGAGCAACAGUUUGAAUGAAAGUCAUAUUGAAGAAGCCCAUUGGGCUGCAUCCAGGGUCAGAAAUCAUUGCCUACUGUUCACUGUGCUGACUUUCCAAUGACCAUUCCCAUGUGGACAGGCCUUAAUACUGUGAGAGGAUCCUUGCUGUGCUGACAGUUUCUCACUCCUAUGCACUUUCACCACAUGAACUACAAAAUUAUUCUUAGAGCUAUUGAAUACGUUGCAAGCCAUUACUUAAAACCUUUGCUGGUGUGUAAAUACUUGGUCACAAUGCUGCUUUUUGAGUGGGGGGAGGGAGGGUAGUGAGCUCUUCUUUUUCAUGGGUAGGGGUUAGCUAGAACUAAAAACUCAAGUGACUUACUUCAGUUCCAAAGUGGCUAGGACUUUUUGCUGUCAUGAAAACAAGUUUCAUAUUGUAUUUCCAAAUGUGUAUUUUAUAUCUUUGACUAUUUUGAAAAAAAAAAAGUCUGUGCCUAUCUAAAAAGGAAUCCAGCAUUACCCUUGUGAGGGAUUGCUGCUCAAUGCAAUACACUGUUCAGUGCUGUUCUCCCAGCUAGGUUCAUCCAUGAAGGACUGAGUGACCUUUGUUAUAUUUAACAAAAUCCAGGUGCAUCAAUUUCUGAUGCUUUUUAUUGUUGUGUAUUAUCUGCUAUGUAUGUUUUAUUUCCACUCAGAGUGUUCAGGUUUGCCGUGGACAUCAGAAGUCUGAAUUCCAGUCUUAUUGACUUCAUGGUCCAUGGUUGAAUUUUAAAACUGUUUUGGUUUAACAAUGAAGGAAUUUUAUUUUUUAAUCAAAACUGUUCUUUUUACUCUUGCUCAGGAUUAGUAUUUUUAAACAUUUAGUUUAUGUAAACACAGUGCAGAUUUGUGAGAAGAAAAAAAUUUGUCCUAAUAUUAACCUUUUAUGAAAUGAACACCAUUUUCUCUCUUCUUAAAUGAAUUUGAGACCAAUUAAAGUCACAUAAAAGAA